This is a messenger RNA of Angiostrongylus costaricensis, 1434 nucleotides long. The record is from the annotation of a GenBank genome assembly. Lineage: Eukaryota; Metazoa; Nematoda; Chromadorea; Rhabditida; Metastrongylidae.
AUGGGAGGUUGCUUUUCACGUCAUCGCAACUGUGCUUCUGGCGACGGUGUUGGAGGAAGUGUGCUUGAACGCGUCGAUGCCACGAAGUUUAGUGCUGCUCCGCAAACGGUCUAUCUGGUGAAUAACGCUAGCGAUCGCGAAGCUCACCUGGUAGAACAUGCGACACCGGCACAGAAGGAAAUUCUGGUCGCUCUGUAUGCAUAUGACUCGCGAGCAGAUGGCGACCUCAGUUUUAAGAAAGGCGAUAUCAUGUAUUUACUAGAUCAGAGUAACUGCGACUGGUGGUACGUGCGUCAUCAGCGUACAGGAAAUACUGGAUAUGUGCCGAGAAAUUUCGUAGCAAAGCAACAAACCAUAGAAAGUGAAGAAUGGUAUGCUGGGAAGAUCCCGCGAAAUCGUGCUGAGCGACUCGUUUUAGCUAACAAUUUGCCAAAAGGAACCUUUCUAAUACGUGAGAGAGAAGCAGAUGGCCGAGAGUUUGCAUUGACAAUCAGAGAUUCCGAUGAUAUUCGAGGAGGUUCUGUAAAACAUUAUAAGAUUAAGCGUCUUGAUCAUGAUCAGGGGUUUUUCAUCACGACACGCAGAACUUUUCGCACGCUGCAGGAGCUUGUUGCUUACUAUUCCGAAAUGGCUGACGGUUUAUGUUGUCAGCUAACAUUCCCAGCUCCAAGAAUCGCACCAACGCGCCCAGAUCUUAGCCAUGAUACUCAGCAGAAUUGGGAAAUUCCUAGAAAUCAGCUGCAGUUGAAGAGAAAGUUAGGAGACGGGAACUUUGGCGAGGUGUGGUACGGAAAAUGGCGUGGAAUCGUUGAGGAGCCCUUUUAUAUUAUCACGGAAUACAUGUGUAACGGAUCCCUCCUACACUAUUUGAGAAAUGAAGGAGCUUCUCUUGGAAUACAAGCGCUUGUAGAUAUGGCCGCUCAGAUUGCGAAUGGCAUGAUGUACCUGGAGGAACGAAAAUUAGUGCAUCGUGACUUGGCCGCUAGAAAUGUUCUCGUUGGAGAGAAGAUUAGUGGUGUCCCAGUCGUUAAGGUGGCCGAUUUUGGACUUGCACGAAAACUAAUGGAAGAAGACAUAUAUGAAGCUCGAACAGGAGCUAAAUUCCCUAUCAAAUGGACAGCGCCGGAGGCAGCAACAUGCGGUAAUUUCACCGUUAAGAGUGACGUGUGGUCGUACGGAAUACUACUUUAUGAGCUUAUGACAAAGGGACAAGUUCCGUAUCCAGGCAUGCAUAACAGAGAAGUGGUGGAGCAAGUGGAGAUCGGAUAUCGUAUGCCAAUGCCGCGAGGCUGUCCUGAGCAAAUUUAUAAUGAGGUGAUGUUGAAGUGCUGGGAUAAAAUACCGGAACGACGACCGACUUUCGAUCAUCUUUUCCACUUCUUUGAUGAUUAUUUCGUGUCAUCUCAGCCGAACUAUGUCCCACCUAGUGUUUAG